Dicentrarchus labrax (European seabass) is the source of this 3596-nucleotide messenger RNA. It is a transcript of the gene traf6, whose product is annotated as TNF receptor-associated factor 6. The transcript is spliced from 8 exons. The record is from RefSeq and is a predicted model, not a curated record. Gene Ontology annotation, molecular function: zinc ion binding; ubiquitin protein ligase activity; tumor necrosis factor receptor binding. Gene Ontology annotation, cellular component: plasma membrane signaling receptor complex. The coding region runs from base 125 to 1834 and encodes 569 amino acids. Gene Ontology annotation, biological process: regulation of canonical NF-kappaB signal transduction; interleukin-1-mediated signaling pathway; tumor necrosis factor-mediated signaling pathway. NCBI's taxonomy places the organism in Eukaryota, Metazoa, Chordata, Actinopteri, Moronidae.
UAAAAAAAAAAAAAACAGGAAAUUCUGCAGAAACGAAAAGUUCGAGACGUUUUUAAGGCACAGGUGGGGACACUGUAAGGAUAGAAAACCUUCUUUCUCAAACGUCGUCAGUACUGUGCUGCAGAUGGCUUGCUUUGACAGCAAUAAGAGCAGUUUGGAGGAUGACAGCGGUGAAGGAGCUGUUGGGGGAGGGCUGUCCAGCUGUGCGUUGGCAAUGCUGGAGAAGGAGCGGGAAUCCCUUCUCAGCCCUUCAGAGAGCCCUGGCACCUUCAUCAGCAGCAACACUAGUUUUCAAGCUGCUGCCCCCGUCCAGGGCUAUGACGUGGAGUUUGACCCACCCUUAGAGAGUAAAUAUGAGUGCCCUAUCUGCCUCAUGGCGUUGAGGAAUGCCAUUCAAACACCCUGCGGCCACCGUUUCUGCAAGAACUGCAUUGAGAAGUCCAUUCGUGAUACAGGACAGAGGUGCCCUGUGGACAAUGAAAUGCUGUCAGAAGACCAGCUGUUUCCUGAUAACUUUGCCAAACGCGAGAUUCUAUCACUAACUGUUCGCUGUCCAAACUCCGGCUGUGCUGAGAAAAUGGAGCUCCGACAUUUAGAGAACCAUUUGGCACACUGUCAGUUUGCCACUGAGCCUUGCCCACAAUGCCAACAGUCCGUGAGAACGAGCCACCUAGAGGAGCACACAACUGUUGAGUGCCAAAGGAGACCUGUGUCGUGUCCAGAUUGUGUGGCAAGCUUUGUUUAUGAGGAGAGAGCGCUCCACGAACAGCAGUGCCCUUUUGCCAGUGUGAAAUGCCAGUACUGUGACUUGGAUCUCAUCAGAGACCAGAUGGAUUCUCAUUGUGACACAGAUUGCCCAAAAGCACCCAUCGCGUGUAACUUUAGUGCCUUUGGAUGCAAGGAAAGGAUGCAACGCCACAACCUGGCUCAGCACAUGCAGGAGUUCACACAGAUGCAUAUGCGCUACAUGGCUGACUUCCUGCGUAGCCUUAGCCUUAACGGCACCACACCCAAAUCCCUGUGGGCCCUAGGACCGUCGGUUUCCUCUGAGGAUCAAGGAGCGGCAGCAUCAGUGUCAGCCUGCAGUGGACCCAGAGGAGCUGCGAGCUGCAGCAGCAAUGCUUCAUGUCAACCUAAAGAGGAGAUGCUAGUGCUCAGGGACAUGGAUAGACGAUUGGUAAAGCAGGAUCACCAGCUGCGUGAGCUCAUCAUCUUAAAAGAAACACAGGCUGGCCAGCUUGCAGAGCUCAGGGGUAGAGUGUCCAUUCUGGAGGAGACAGUGAAGGAGCUGGAGUGUCAGCAGUGUCACGGUAUCUUUGUCUGGCGCCUCAAAGGUUUCUCUGGCCACCUGCGGAGCCAAGAAGCAGGCCUGCCAGUGGUUGAGCACAGCCCCGGCUUCUACACAGGCCGUCCAGGCUACAGGCUGUGCCUGCGCUUACACCUGCAGACCCCCAACGCGCCGCGCUGCUCCAACUAUAUCUCCCUCUUUGUCCACACCAUGCAAGGAGCUUUUGAUGGGCAGCUGACUUGGCCGUUCCAGGGCACUAUUCGCCUUGCCAUCCUAGACCAAGGCCCCGAGGGUCAGCACCACACAGAGGUGAUGGAGACUAAACCAGACCUGCAAGCCUUCCAGAAGCCCAUCAUCCAGCGCAACCCCAAAGGAUUCGGCUACGUCACCUUUAUGCACCUGCAUCAGCUGAGUCAGAGAGCCUUUGUUAAAGAUGAUACUCUACUUAUCCGCUGUGAGGUGACACCACGUUUUGACAAUAUGCAUCACCGUGAGGGGCCGACAGUGCAGCCUAGAGGACCCGAGGCCUCAGUGUCGAGGGACUAAAGUCAGACUCAUAUCUGCGCGAUCAUCACCAUGCCGAGAUGUCAGUACAGUACAUCUCUCAGUGUUUAAAUACGAGUUCAUUUCGAUUGAUGGACAGGAGGAGGUUCAAAACCAUUUAAAAUUCGGAUGCUGCAAGUAUGUUAGUAUUUAUUUGUUUGCUAACUUUUAAUUGUCAAUGUGAUUUUUGUUUUACAUAAAUAUAUACAGUACAAUUUUUGAUUCAUUUUAAAAUGUAUGUAGUCACCCACAUGGUACCAACAUUCAGCAAGCCUCUUCAGUUCAAUGGUCAGUAAUAUUUAAUCAGCUCAACAUCACCACUUUAAGUUAUGCACUUGCUGUCUUCCGACUGAAUAUUACUAUAUAUUAAUAUGAUUUGUUGGAGACAGCACCGAAUGUUAAAAAUGUGUGGCACUAUGGGACAAUGUUUUUAAUGAGCAGAUUAUUGUAGUUUUUACCUUAUCCUCUAUUAGCACAUGCACAAGAAUCCACAUGUGUGCAUAGGGACAUGUGGGUAACGUGAUAAACAUUCUCAACAUCUGCAAAAGAUUAGAUUAGAGGAGAUCAGAACAGAAAUUAAGCCCAAAGGAACAGCACCGGGCUGUGUGGCAAUUUUCUUGUAGUGGCCGCAGUUUGAAUUGUCAAAUUGGGUCCAAAAAGACAUUUUCCGAUACCAAAUCAUAUAAAGGAAAUGGCUGUAAAACACACAUGCUACAGGCACUGAAAUGACUCCUUAUGAUCACAAUUUGAUCUUUGUCCAACAAAAAUAAAACUUCAGGAAGCCACACAAGGAUGUGCAAGUGAACUGAACUGAACAACUUUCAUUGGAAUGAAAGGGGUGCAAUCUCUUGGAACAAAGUAUCUCUCUUUAUAUAUCUAUAGGUGAAACAAGAGACAGAAAAGGUAUCAUGUAAGCUGGAGAAGAGGAAGCAGCAGCGAAGAAACAAGUCUGGCCAUGUCCACACAAAAGGAGAGCUACAGCACAUGAUGCCACUUGGUUCCAUGGUAUUAAGACAUGGCAGUAAGCUACUUAGCAACUUACAGCAAAAAAGUGGAGAAGAAAACUACUAGCUGAUGUUGGUAGCCUAUGGAUAUUUGGAAACAAUGCAAGUUUCAAGAGUCUGCCUUGAGGCAGAUACUGUAUUUAAACGUACAUACAGUGAAUUCUGAUGAGAAACAGAACCGAAACUGUAAACAUAACAUUUGGUUUAUACCAGAACCCCAGAGGGUACUUUUAAAGUAAUCUCAUUGUGAGGAAUAGGAACAGCAAAACUCACAUUCAUGUGCUUUCCAAAUUCAGCAUUUCAUGCUUCACUACUUUUGACUACUGUUCUUAGGGCAUCACUGUGAUAUAAGCAGCAGAAUAGAACCGCACAACAGCAUAAUACUGUACAGAUGUACAGAUUUGUCAGUAAGUUGGUCAUUUUGCUUUUGAUUGAAUUUCCGAUGUCGUUCACACAAGUUCCUACCUAAUGUGAGAAAAAUAGAAAAAUAUAUCAAAUGAGUAGACGUAAAUCCAAAAUCAUGGAUCAGUGUCUUUACUUUAAAACCACAUGCUGCCUGUUAAGCCUUUACUUGAUGUAAUGAAUAUAUUGCAUUUUUAGUUUUAGUCUUGUUCCUACAUUUGUAACAUUGUGAUGCCUUUCAAAGUAAUUUGACUGUAAACCAGGGGUCUCAAACUCAAACUGUAGUGGUAGCUGGUAGUAAUAUUCUGAAAAUAUUGACUUUACUAACAUCAUAUAAAAAAUAAAACAUACAAACAACA